This is a messenger RNA of Rhopalosiphum padi (bird cherry-oat aphid), 648 nucleotides long. Its product is annotated as 52 kDa repressor of the inhibitor of the protein kinase-like. Gene Ontology annotation, molecular function: protein dimerization activity. Bases 1 to 648 code for a protein of 215 amino acids. NCBI's taxonomy places the organism in Eukaryota, Metazoa, Arthropoda, Insecta, Hemiptera, Aphididae. The transcript has 4 exons. The record is from RefSeq and is a predicted model, not a curated record.
AUGGGGGGGUUGAUGGUGGUAGUUAGUGGUAAGAAAAUAGCAGAUAGUGUUGGUAUUGAAUUGCAAAAAAAAAGAACAACUACAAAACAAACUCAAAGAGCUAAUCCAAUUAUUCAAGAAAACUCAAUUGAACAAUACUAUCGGAUCACAGUGUUCUUACCAUAUGUUGAUUAUUUUAUUUCCCAACUUACUGAACGAUUUAUAAACCAUAAAAAUAUUUUUGAAGGGUUUGAUUGCAUUUUUAAAACAGAAGCACUUCCAAUUAAAUUGAAGGAUAGAGAAGAAUUUACUAAACUUAAAGACUUUUACUCACCUGUAAUUGACCCUUGCUCUAGUUUGGCUGAAUUAAAUAUGUGGAGAACUAAGUUAGUUAUAGAACACAUUGUUCUCAGAUCAGGCCUACAGGCACUUGAGAUUUGUGAUGAAGAGUUCUAUCCAAAUAUAAAUAUGCUUUUAAAAAUCUUCUGCACCCUUCCAGUGUCAACAGCUACUCCUGAGCGUUCAUUCUCUUGUUUAAAAAGAAUAAAGUCUUACCUCAGGAAUAGCAUGAAAGAGACUAGACUUAAUGGGUUGGCUAUGCUUUCUUGUCACAGAGAGGUCAAAAUUACAACAGAUGAAGUAAUUGAUGAGUUGUGCUUUAUUUUAUAA